GGCAACACGGCAGCUAAUGUUAUAUUUAGAGAUUUUAACCUAUCUAGCAGACUCCCUAUUACUUUCCUACAACGCAUUAAAGACUGCCCUGCAUAUUUAAGCUUUCUAGAAGAACAACUUAGCAGCUACUACUCUAAAGGUCUAUAUAUUAGUUAUUAA
Boeremia exigua is the source of this 159-nucleotide messenger RNA. RefSeq lists its product as uncharacterized. The annotation marks the transcript as partial. The transcript has a single exon. NCBI's taxonomy places the organism in Eukaryota, Fungi, Ascomycota, Dothideomycetes, Pleosporales, Didymellaceae. Gene Ontology annotation, biological process: carbohydrate metabolic process. The record is from RefSeq and is a predicted model, not a curated record. Gene Ontology annotation, molecular function: hydrolase activity, hydrolyzing O-glycosyl compounds.